AUGGCCAUAUCGUGGAGGGCAUUCGACUUCUUCGACGUCAGCCAGGUCCGUCUGGCGGACGACGAGACGCGCCUCUUUGUCGAGAGCAAUGACAUCUCCAAGAUAUGCUCCGGCUCCGACAGCCUCUUCCUCGGAAGCUACGAUGGAUAUGUACGGAUAGUGGGCGCGAGCUGGAAAAUCGUUCGAAGCUUCCAAGCGCACGAUGCUGCCAUCACCCACAUGCGACAGAUCGAGGGCACGAGCUUGCUGCUCACAAUCGCGGAGGACCUGAGCAACGAGCCGGUGCUCAAGGUCUGGGCGCUCGACAAGCUGGUCAAGAAGACGAACAUGCCGACGUGCCUCAGCACGCUGCGGAUCAACAAUGGGAAGAAACAGUUUCCGAUCUCGGCACUCACGGCCCUCGACGACCUCUCUCAGAUUGCUGUGGGCUUCGCCAACGGUACCGUGACUGUCAUCCGCGGCGACCUCAUCAACGACUUGGGCGCGAAGCAGCGCAUCAUGCACGAAUCCGAGGAGCCAGUGACGGGCGUCGAGCUCAUCCCCGAACCAAGCAACAACAGCACCACUCUAUUCGUUUCGACAACAGCGCGGAUACUGAAGCUCUCCAUCUCCAAGAAGGGGCAUGGAUAUCCGCCCAAGACGGUCGAGGACGUCGGAUGCGAUGUGGGGUGCAUGACGCUGGACAAGAGGACCGAAGAAGUCGUCGUUGCGCGGGAUGAUGCCAUCUAUACCUAUACCGUUGAUGGGCGCGGGCCGCCAAAGGCAUACGAGUCACCCAAAAAGUCGGUCGCUGUAUACGGCGACUACACAGCGCUCGUAUGCCCGCCAUCGAGCGCUGUCAAGGACAAGCAGCCGGACUCGAUGAGGCGCCGGUUUGGAGGAGCUGCGGAUGCACUGUUCAAUGCUUCGACCUUUGUCCUUCUCGAAGCAGACCUCCGCCUCAUUGGACACACUGAGUCGCUCAUCUCGCCUUUCAGGGCACUCUUUCAGAUUUGGGGCGACUUGUUUGUGAUGACGCAGGACGGCAAGGUCCACCGCUAUCACGAGAAGACGCUGCAGCAAAAGCUGGAACUCCUAUUCCAGCGCAACAUGUAUCCCCUCGCAAUCGACCUCGCCAAAAAGUCAGGCAUGGACGAGAAGCAGCGGACCGAGAUCUUCCGCCGCUUUGGCGAUCACCUCUACCAGAAGGCAGAUUAUGACGGCGCCAUGGUGCAGUACAUCAAAGCGAUAGAUACAACAGAGCCAUCACAGGUUAUCAGGAAAUUCCUCGACACACAGAGGAUACAUAACCUCAUCCAAUAUCUGGAGCAGCUGCACGAACACCGGAAAGCAACGUCCGAUCACACGACACUGCUCCUAAAUUGCUACGCGAAACUGAAAGACAUCGACAAGCUGGAGAAGUUCAUCAAAUCUCCCGGCGACCUGAAGUUCGACCUCGAAACGGCCAUCUCGAUGUGCAGACAGGGUGGUUAUUACGAGCAGGCGGCGUACCUCGCGAAACAGCAUGGCGAGAUUGACUUGGUGGUCGAUAUCCUCAUUGAGGACUCGAAGCAGUAUGACGAGGCUCUUGACUUUAUCUGGCGACAAGACCCCGAAGUGGCCUAUCCCUGCUUGAAGAAAUACGCACGAGUUCUUAUUGAGCACUGCCCGAAAGAGGCAACAUCCAUCUUUGUCGACUACUACACCGGGAAAUUUAGACCACGAAUCGGGGCGUUCGGAGGAGACACGACGGGCAUGCAGAUCAUCCAGGUCCAAGACAACGAUGGCAACACAUCUAGCCGUCUCGUCGCCGGUGUUGCCGGAGCUGCCAGCGCCGUGCAAAACCUCACGAACCUGCUUCCCCUCCCGUACAUGAACUCGGCGGCGGUGGCGACGCCAGACUCGCAAGAGAACGGCGGCAAGACGAACGGAAACGGUACAGUCAUCCUCGACCCCGAGGACAUCCCGGCGCCCAAAUACACACCGCCCCCGCCGAGGACGGCGUUCUCCUCCUUCAUCGACCACCCAGACGAGUUCAUCGUCUUCCUCGAGGCAUGUCUCAAGGAGAAGGAGCUGAAGCACUCAGACCGAACGGAUCUCUAUACGACACUGUUCGAGAUGUAUCUCUCCAAGUCGAACGAGAAGCGCGGCGAGCAGCACAAGGAGGAGACAUUCCGAUGGAGAGCUCCAACGUGCUGCUCCUCUCGCACCUGUCCGACUUUCCGGACGGCACGCGGCUCGUCAAGGAGCAGUCGGGCCUGCUCUUUGACAUCUUCCGGUCGUACACGGCCGCAAAGGACACGCGCGGCGCGAUCCGGGCGCUGCGCAAAUACGGCUCGCAGGAGCCGCAGCUGUACCCGGCGGCGCUGGCGUACCUGA
Molecule: messenger RNA, 2358 nt
Organism: Verticillium dahliae VdLs.17
Lineage: Eukaryota; Fungi; Ascomycota; Sordariomycetes; Glomerellales; Plectosphaerellaceae
Product: vacuolar membrane protein
Exons: 7
Coding region: 1-2358 (785 amino acids)
Biological process (GO): intracellular protein transport; vacuole organization; organelle fusion
Cellular component (GO): endosome; HOPS complex
Molecular function (GO): protein-macromolecule adaptor activity; protein binding
Source: RefSeq, a predicted model, not a curated record